Molecule: messenger RNA, 1158 nt
Organism: Trichoderma citrinoviride
Lineage: Eukaryota; Fungi; Ascomycota; Sordariomycetes; Hypocreales; Hypocreaceae
Product: cell division control protein
Exons: 4
Coding region: 1-1158 (385 amino acids)
Biological process (GO): cytoskeleton-dependent cytokinesis
Cellular component (GO): microtubule cytoskeleton; cytosol; septin complex
Molecular function (GO): GTPase activity; molecular adaptor activity; GTP binding
Source: RefSeq, a predicted model, not a curated record
AUGGCUCCCGCCGCUGCUGAGAGCGCCUCACCGAUUGGCAUUGCCAAUCUGCCCAACCAGCGACACAAGAUUGUCGCCAAGCGUGGAGCGAGCUUCACCAUCAUGGUUGCUGGCGAGUCUGGUCUGGGCAAGACGACCUUCAUCAACACCCUCUUCUCCACGACCAUCAAGAACUACGCCGAUCACAAGCGCAGGCACCAGAAGCAGGUCGACAAGACGGUCGAGAUUGAGAUCACCAAGGCCGAGCUCGAGGAGAAAUUCUUCAAGGUUCGAUUGACCGUCAUCGAUACUCCUGGAUUCGGUGACUAUGUCAACAACCGCGACUCCUGGCAGCCCAUCAUCGAGUUCCUCGACGACCAGCACGAGUCUUACAUGCUCCAGGAGCAGCAGCCGCGCCGCCAGGACAAGAUUGACCUCCGUGUCCACGCCUGCCUGUACUUCAUCCGCCCUACCGGCCACACCUUGAAGCCCCUGGACAUCGAGGUCAUGAAGCGCCUCUGCUCACGGGUCAAUCUGAUCCCCGUCAUUGCCAAGGCUGAUACUCUCAGCCCGGCCGAUCUUGCCAAGUUCAAGCAGAGGAUUGUCAGCGUCAUCGAGGCCCAGAACAUCAAGAUCUACCAGCCCCCUAUCGAGGAGGAUGACGAGGCUGCCGCCCAGCACGCGCGUAGCCUUAUGGCCGCUAUGCCGUUUGCCGUCAUCGGCUCCGAGAAGGACGUCAAGACCAGCGAUGGCCGCAUCGUCAAGGGCCGUCAGUACUCGUGGGGUGUUGCCGAGGUCGAGAACGAGGAACACUGUGACUUCAAGAAGGUGCGAUCCAUCUUGAUCCGCACCCACAUGCUUGACCUCAUCCACACCACCGAGGAGCAGCACUACGAAGCCUACCGAGCACAGCAGAUGGAGACGCGCAAGUUCGGCGAGGCCCGCCCCCGGAAGCUCGACAACCCCAAGUUCAAGGAGGAGGAGGAGGCUCUGCGGAAGCGGUUCACUGAGCAGGUCAAGGUCGAGGAGCAGCGCUUCCGACAAUGGGAACAGAAGCUCAUUGCUGAGCGCGAUCGUCUCAAUAAGGAUCUCGAGCAGACCCACGCCCAGAUCAAGCAGCUGGAGAACGAGCUGGAGGCCAUGCAGGGGGGCGCCGUCCGAAGCCACGGCCGCCGAUAA